This is a messenger RNA of Urocitellus parryii (Arctic ground squirrel), 879 nucleotides long. It is a transcript of the gene Siah3, whose product is annotated as siah E3 ubiquitin protein ligase family member 3. Lineage: Eukaryota; Metazoa; Chordata; Mammalia; Rodentia; Sciuridae. The record is from RefSeq and is a predicted model, not a curated record. Gene Ontology annotation, molecular function: ubiquitin conjugating enzyme binding; ubiquitin protein ligase activity. Gene Ontology annotation, biological process: proteasome-mediated ubiquitin-dependent protein catabolic process; multicellular organism development. Gene Ontology annotation, cellular component: cytoplasm.
CUCCUUCCAGAGCCCAAGGACCUACAGCUCCCUCCUCUGCCUUCCUGUGCCAACAACCCCCCAAAAGUUGUGAUGCUUUUCUUUACCCAGUGCUUUGGGGCUGUGUUAGAUCUCAUUCACCUCCGGUUUCAGCACUACAAAGCCAAACGGGUUUUCUCUGCUGCUGGGCAACUUGUCUGCGUUGUCAAUCCCACGCACAACCUAAAGUAUGUGUCCAGUAGACGCGCCAUCACUCAGAGCACUGCAGAGCAAGGCAGCUUCCACCCUCACCAUCUCCCCCACCACCACCUGCGCCACCACCGCCACCACCACCACCUGCGCCACCACGCCCACCCCCACCACCUCCACCACCAGGAGGCAGGGCUGCACGCUGCCCAGGUGACGCCCUGCCUGUGCCCCUUGUUCUCCUGCCAGUGGGAAGGCCACCUGGAGGUGGUUGUGCCCCAUCUGCGUCAGACCCACAGGGUUGACAUCCUUCAGGGAGCGGAAAUCGUCUUCCUGGCCACAGACAUGCACCUGCCGGCGCCGGCCGACUGGAUCAUCAUGCACUCCUGCCUCGGCCACCACUUUCUGCUGGUGCUCAGGAAGCAGGAGAGGCACGAAGGGCACCCCCAGUUCUUUGCCACCAUGAUGCUGAUCGGGACCCCCACCCAGGCCGACUGUUUCACCUAUCGCCUGGAGCUCAACAGAAACCAUCGGCGUCUCAAAUGGGAGGCCACCCCCCGGUCUGUCCUCGAGUGCGUGGACUCGGUCAUCACAGAUGGGGACUGCCUCGUCCUCAACACCUCCCUGGCCCAGCUCUUCUCUGACAAUGGCAGCCUUGCCAUCGGAAUUGCUAUCACUGCGACGGAAGUCCACUCCGCAGAAGCCGAGAUGUGA